AUGUGGCUUUUCCUUUUAAAAUUCUGUCUUCUGUGCCUUUUUCCUAAGUUUACUACGCUUCCAAAUGAAAUUCGAAGGAUAUCACUGGUGGCCCAAAAUGAUUAUGUUGACAAAUUCCUUACACAAACUGAGCGGUCAAAACACUGGAAAAGACCGGUAAUGAUUAAAGGAAAUGCUCAAGUGACAAUUCAACGGAUGGAACCUUUAAAUUUCGAAUCAGACGAAAGUGAAGAUGUGGUGUUGGCUAUUCUAGUUGACAAGCAUACAACAGAAAAAAAAAGUGUAAAAUGGGAACGAGUUGGUAAUUUAAAUAUGUGGAAAUGGUUGACCAUAGAGCAGGUUUAUAUGCUCAACAAGCUAUAUAAAACAACAGGUGAUGUAGGAUUGGUGUUAGAAAAAACAUAUGCUCAACUACUUAUGACCGAUGGUGGAUUGAGAGAAUUGGCAGUACGAAGCUUUCGAGAAACAUGCAAAGAGCUAUUGCGAGUAAUAUUGGGCGAUGAAAAUUAUGAUUUAGUUAUGGAUAUGUACGACUUUGGUCGAACAGGAGAAGAAAUUAGAGAGAAACUGAAUCAGUUUUAUGUGCAAUUGAGUGAAAGGAAUAAAAAGUAUGCUAAUAUGAUUGCUCCAACUUGCAUGCUAGUUUAUAAUAUUUAUGGGUUAUCAUCAGUUCGAUCUCCAAGGAAAAUCAAUGAAGAUAAUUUAUUCGUCAAACAAAUGCAUUGGUUUACGAGAGAACAAGAAAUCGAAAUUGAAGCGAUGCAAGCAGAAGGAGCAAGAAAUGAAAACCUUUUAGCAAAAAUUUUAGAGUAUUACGAAAACCUCGAUUCGUUAAGCCAAGAAAAAGUAUCCGAAGAAUUAAAGCAGUUUUGUCAAAAUCGAGUGGAACAACUUCUUGGAACUGACGGACUCGAAAUACUUAAAUCUACGUACAAAGAGUCAACAUCUGCGAAACUAUUAUUAACUAAAUUUACUCAGUUAAUUGAAAAUUUAACAAAUGAAAACGAGCGUAUCGAAGCGAGCCAAGUAGGCGUUCUUUGUCAGAAAAUAUAUGAUGCUGAAAGUUUCGACUUUGGAGAAUUAAUGUCGUGGUUAUCUCCUGAUCAGAAGCUCGAACUAGGUCAUUUAAUUCAAGAUCAUGAAAUAAGUGAUGAUGCUGUUUAUGAACGCAUUUUUGAAUUUUAUGAAAAAGCUGAACACAAGAAGAAAAUGGAUGCACGAAAGAUCAUCGAAUCUAAAUGUAAACGAUUUGUUCGUCGGAUGUUUGGCAAUGAAAUUGCUACUAAGUUGGAAGAUCACCGAUUAGACAAAAAUUUCACAGCACAAAUGCUCAGUGCUGAGCUGGCAACAUAUGCUGCUGAAAUAAAGGAUAAGAAAAACAGAAUAAAAGCCGAAAAAUCCAUUCCAAUUUGCAAUCGGAUCUAUUUUGGCUACAAGGGUGAUUGUUUUUGCAAUGGUCAUUCGUCCGUUUGUGGUCCAUUCACUCACGAGUGUCUGAACUGUGCUGAUAAUACAUACGGAAUACAAUGUGAAAAAUGUUUAGAUGGAUUUGAAGGGAACGCUUUAAUAGGUGAAAUAGGGUGCCUGUCAGUUGAAAAAAACAAUGAGUUCACAGAAUGUUUCUGCAACAAUCAUUCUACUGAAUGUAAUGGGAACGGCGAAUGUUUUUCCUGCUUGCAUAACACAACUGGAAACCAAUGUGAGAACUGUGCGGAAGGUUUUUACGGUGAUGCGACACAGGGCACUGCUGAGGAUUGUAUUCCAUGUCCAUGCCCGGAUGGUGGAGAUUGUUUUAUAAACGGUGAUGCACUGGUGGAAUGCCGAACUUGCCCCAACGGAACCUAUGGCAGCACAUGCGAAUUACAGUUACAACCGAAAAAAAAACAAGAAUUCCUGAAAUUAUCGUCAUAG
Molecule: messenger RNA, 1911 nt
Organism: Brugia malayi
Lineage: Eukaryota; Metazoa; Nematoda; Chromadorea; Rhabditida; Onchocercidae
Product: Laminin EGF-like
Exons: 13
Coding region: 1-1911 (636 amino acids)
Source: RefSeq, a predicted model, not a curated record